Daucus carota subsp. sativus is the source of this 1305-nucleotide messenger RNA. RefSeq names its product thaumatin-like protein 1. Gene Ontology annotation, biological process: defense response. The coding region runs from base 215 to 1153 and encodes 312 amino acids. The record is from RefSeq and is a predicted model, not a curated record. NCBI's taxonomy places the organism in Eukaryota, Viridiplantae, Streptophyta, Magnoliopsida, Apiales, Apiaceae. Gene Ontology annotation, cellular component: extracellular region. The transcript has 3 exons.
AUGCAACACUUAUCUAUUUCUUAUUUUCUUCUCUUUACACUCUUCACCUCUUCGUGUUUCUCAUUGCUGAAUUUUGUUUAUAAAUAGCAGCCUCUGCCCAUUACUACAACUCCCUUUCACCACUCAAUUCUCUGAAAACUCCUCUUUAGUUCUGUUCUCAUACUUAAAAUACCUAUUCGGUCCUUACAAUUGUUUAUAACAAAUUCGUUGCCUAAUGGCACAAAUUCCGAAGCUGAUUGUGUGUCUUUCCAUGCUAAUUAUUCUAAAAGGUGUUUGGUGUACCACGUUUACGUUUGUUAACAAGUGUGACUAUACAGUGUGGCCAGGAAUUCUAGGCAGUCCGAGCUUGGGUACCACAGGGUUUGAGCUAGCCAAGGGAACAUCACAGUCCUUCCAGGCUCCAGCCGGUUGGUCAGGCCGGUUCUGGGGCAGAACCGGCUGCAAUUUUGACGGAUCAGGUCAGGGCUCGUGCAAAACUGCAGAUUGCGGCUCAGGCCAAGUUGAGUGCAAUGGCGCAGGAGCCACACCCCCAGCUACCCUAGCCGAGUUCACACUCGGCUCAGGUAGCCAGGACUUCUAUGAUGUGAGCCUGGUUGAUGGCUACAACAUACAGAUGAUGGUUGAGGUGACUGGAGGGUCGGGUCCUUGUGCAUCGACAGGUUGCAUUGAGGACUUGAACCUCAGGUGUCCUGCUGAGCUCAAGGUGGAGGGUGGCAGCGCUUGCAAUAGCGCCUGCACGGCCUUUGCCACCCCUGAGUACUGCUGUAAAGGCGAAUUCAAUUCGCCUACAGCUUGUGCUCCUUCAAUUUACUCACAAAUAUUCAAGACCGCGUGUCCAAGAUCCUAUAGCUAUGCUUAUGAUGAUAAAACAAGUACAUUUACUUGCACAGACGCGGAUUAUAUCAUGACAUUCUGUCCAAAUCACCCAAGUUCAAAAGCUACAAGAGAUUCACCGGAUACAAGUGAAGGAUCAGGGUCAGGGUCAGGGUCUGAUUCAGGAUCCGGGACAGAGUCUACGACGUUGUCAGAUGGAUGGUUAGCAAACUUGGCAACCGGAGAGUCCAGUAGAGCAUACAGUUUUGGUGCUGCACAAAUUGUUGGAUUUGUCAUUGCUGCUAUAUCUGUUACAUUCAGUUUUACGCGAUCUUCGUAGACUCUGUAGUGUUUGAAUCACAGAGAAUUGCAGAGAAUUGGUAGAGUAGAAACCAGACAUAUGUAGGCAAGUUUUCUUAAACUUUAAUGUAAGAUACAUGUUGUGUGAAUAUUGAUUAUAUUAAUUGAACCAUCUUUCUUCUUAGGUUUGAA